UUCAGUACUUAAAAUAAUUAAGAACGUUAAUGCACAGGGUCGACGGGUCGAGGAUAUUAUAGAAAAUGGCAGCGCACAUAAGUAAAGUUCCAUCGUUGAAGCGGUUCAUUUUGAGGCAGCAGACACUGAAACUGUACAGGGACAUACUGCGAGCAGUUCGUGAAGUGCCAGAUGAGGCUCAAAGGAAAGAACUACAAAUGUGGGCAAGGCAUGAUUUUGAAGCCAAUAGGAAUCUAAAGGAUGAGGACUUCAUCAAAAUGCAAAUUGCAAGAGGAAGGCUAGCACUGAAAGAACUUCUAUCAACGCUGCACCUCUCCAAGUAGUUGGUCCUAUCGUUGUGCCAUGUAAAGAUAUUUUUAGAAAUGUGUGGAGAUAUGGAACUCGGGAUAAUGGGACACGCUGUGUGUAAGACACAUAUUUCAAGACCUUGUAAGAGUGUUAAAGGCGUAAAGUCAUUCAUACCAGAUGAUCCAGAGGUGCUAACCAUCUCAUGUAUAGUUGAAUCUAGGAAUAGUUAGUCGUAUACAGUGUACGUGAUGUACAUGUACAGGCAUAAGAAUUGUUGUACAUAAUGAUGUUUUCUAUGUUUCGGUUUGUUCUAACUGUCACUGAGAGUCCGCAUAAUAGAGUACUGUGUCCCAUUGCAGGUUUUCACACACCCUUUACGAUGCCUUGAUAUGUUGACGAUAGCUUGAUGUCGCUGUAGUGCAAUGGUCGCGCACCUGGUGGGCGGUGAGAGAGGUGUAUGUUGGAUUUCCGCCACCAACACCCGACGACUUUUUGUCAGUUGCAGUCCGUGGAAACACCCUUUUGUGGUUGUCAGCACUACACACACAGGUUUUGACAUCUGUGAAAUGACGUGUUACGCUUCCCAUUCGGGCGUCCAUAGCUUUUUGCUUUCCUUUUGUCAUAUAUUAUGUACAAGACUAACCAUAAAUUAAUCUAUCUAGUUGUAACUUUUGAUAAAAUUUCUCAAAGGUAGACAAUGACAAGGGUGGUGUUCCGAAAUGUGUUUUUUUUAUUGAAAGGAAGUGGCCUCUUUAUCUCAAAUGAAAUGCUAGUAGGCAGCUAUUUUGGUCACCAAUUUCUGUGUGCCACCUACUUGGUUGCAAAUGGCUCAAAAUACAUUAUUCUAGUUUAUGAGUGUGGUCUGAUGUGAAUUCAUAAAUAAAUACUGUGGUCACAAUC
Messenger RNA from Ornithodoros turicata, 1188 nucleotides. RefSeq names its product LYR motif-containing protein 2-like. NCBI's taxonomy places the organism in Eukaryota, Metazoa, Arthropoda, Arachnida, Ixodida, Argasidae. The transcript is spliced from 3 exons. Bases 66 to 323 code for a protein of 85 amino acids. The record is from RefSeq and is a predicted model, not a curated record. Gene Ontology annotation, cellular component: mitochondrion.